Molecule: messenger RNA, 1893 nt
Organism: Penicillium soppii
Lineage: Eukaryota; Fungi; Ascomycota; Eurotiomycetes; Eurotiales; Aspergillaceae
Product: fungal specific transcription factor domain-containing protein
Exons: 4
Coding region: 1-1893 (630 amino acids)
Biological process (GO): DNA-templated transcription
Cellular component (GO): nucleus
Molecular function (GO): DNA binding; zinc ion binding
Source: RefSeq, a predicted model, not a curated record
AUGGCACUUUUGCUCCAAGAAGGCUUGCCCAGAUCUAGUGUUUUACGUGAAACAUCAAGUGAUAGUCUGCCCAGCGAUCAUGGCCAGGAGCGUGGACUUUAUGAUGGGUUUGAAGCAAUAGUUCACCCAGAAAAAGAUUUAAUAACAUUCCAGCAAAGCUGCCUCCCUGUCAUAUUCACCCAGAAGGAAAUUGAGACAUAUCUUACCUACUUUCAUGACCAACCCUACUGCCUAUUUUCGAAAAAGUGGCUCUUAUGCUCUGCAAGCUCUUUAAAACCAGAGAUUGCCUUCCCAUUAGUGGCCCUUACUUCUCGUCUUCCUCGACGUUCUCGUGACAGAUUAUUCGGGGACCGGACCGACGCGAAGUAUUUUGCCGAGAAAGCUUGGUCAAUAUUAUCAAGUCAAUACCAAAAUGGCGCAAUGAGCCUUUCGUUUCUCCAGGGUCUAUUUCUAUUGGCCCAGGUAGACUUUUCUGAUGGACAGGCGCAUCGAGGAUAUAUGUCUGUGGCCCUUGGUCUGCGGGCCAUCCAGUCUGUGGGGUUGAACAAACAAAAUGCCUCGUACCUCUCAAGCAAUAACCCUGAUAUUGAGGCCAGAAAGCGCAUUUCCUGGGCAUUCUUUAUGCUUGAUCGCACCUAUAGUGCCUCCCGGAACUAUUCAUUGUCUCUCUCCGACAAACAAUUCACAUUACCAUUUCCUUCUCCCGAGACAGAGACAUCGUCUGGAGAUGAUGUGCCAUCGACCUACGGAUCUUUGCAUGAUGGGCCUGGGAAACAAGGACAAAAAGUGGAUUAUGGCAUCCUCGCUUGUCUUCUGAGACUGUAUUCUUUAUGGGGAAAAACCACAGAAUACGUGUUUGAACCCUUCGCCGAGAACACACUACCUCCCUGGCAGACUGGAUCUGCUCUCGCGAUCCUCGAGUCAGAAUGGUUGCAAUUCGAGACACACUUUGCAGAUGCCCAUCGGUAUAUCAAUGUUGAUUUCCAAAAACGCGCCCGAGAAGACCCAACAUCACGUACUUACAUCUCGACAUGGGUAUUUGUGCAAUUUCUCUUUCAUUCAAUCCAAUGCUUGCUGCAUCAUCCAUUUGUUAUCAUGACCAAGCUUCGAAACUUCAACGGGAACAUUUCUGCAACCUUCCUGCAAAAGUCAUUUGAGACCUCGCUACUCCACUCUCGAUGGAUAGUUCGGUUUAUAAGAGAAAUUGCCGAUGUCAACUUCGAAACUUACGAUCCAUUCCUGGGAUAUCUGGCCGCGAUUGCAGCCACGAUUCAGUUGGAGCAUACUGGAAGCAAAAAUCCCCAAAUUGCUCUUUUGGUCAACAAAGAAUUUCGAACGCUUGUGGAUUUCAUGACGGAGCUAUCUGUAUAUUGGGGAAAUAUGAGCAUAUUGGUGAACAAAGUGAAUGAGUUGGCUGCUCGUCAUCAGAAUUAUGGCUCCCUUUACUAUAAUCAAGACGGAUUCUCCGGAGCUUUGUCCAAAAUGCCCACUCCGUCGAGUAUGCCUCGGAUGUCCGUCGAAGAUGAGGCUCUUAUGUGGGAGAUUCUCGAUUUUGGCAGCUCAUCUGAGGGCAAUAACCCGGCGAAUUUCGGGGAUCUAGCCAUUCCUCACCCGCACGACACUGAUGCAGUUCAGUCUCUCCGCAAUGAUGGGUCUACUGUAACGCAAGGGGUUUCCGAGCAAUCAAAAAAGGCCGGCAAGAGAGGUCCAACGACACAAAAUCUUUCAAAUCAUGGUAUUCCAUCUAUUGACUCAAUGUCCGACCCCAUUGGCGGAAGCCCUUUUCCUGGGUGGCCAUUUAAUACAAGGAGUGGUGGUGAUGUGACUAGUCCAACAAUACCAGACAUUCCAGACUGGAUGAUCCUAGGAGACUAUAUGGCUGAGCAUCUGUGA